Molecule: messenger RNA, 1803 nt
Organism: Penicillium atrosanguineum
Lineage: Eukaryota; Fungi; Ascomycota; Eurotiomycetes; Eurotiales; Aspergillaceae
Product: ESCRT-II subunit protein VPS36
Exons: 3
Coding region: 1-1803 (600 amino acids)
Biological process (GO): protein transport to vacuole involved in ubiquitin-dependent protein catabolic process via the multivesicular body sorting pathway
Cellular component (GO): late endosome membrane; ESCRT II complex
Molecular function (GO): phosphatidylinositol-3-phosphate binding; ubiquitin binding
Source: RefSeq, a predicted model, not a curated record
AUGUUUUUCAAGUCUCUUGACCUAACGACUGCAUUGCGGCCUUUACUGUUACCUGAUGAGACUCUUCUCUUCGUCCAGGAUGCCGUGGGCUUGUAUGAAGGGAAAUACAAGAUCCCCAACUACCAGAAUGGCCAUGCCUACUUGACCUCGCAUCGCGUAUGCUAUGUGGCCGCUGAAGAUCCACGCAAACAUUCCGUGGGGAUCGAUCUGAAAGAGAUCGAUCGAGCCGAUUAUCAGGCUGGCUUUUUGAAAUCAUCCCCGAAGAUCACAAUAUAUCCCAAGCCUCAGAAGAACAAAGACAAAUUGCGAAGCGCAAAUGCCAGUCCUGCUGUAUCGCAGACCACCCUACAGCCGGUGAAGCCGCUCUCCCCGCAUCCUCAAUCCGCCGUGCCACAUCCAUCAUCUUCUCCAAAACCAAUAAAUGCGACCUGGAUUUGUCCCAUUUGCUCAUUUUCUAAUCCCGUGCCCUCAAACUUCGACACUACGACAGCAACUCCGGCAGUAAACUUACCACCAUGUCUGGCCUGCGGUAUCAAACCACCAUUCACGACCGUCCUCAAAGCGGCGAUUAGCGCGGCCGCCGGAUCGGCCAGUCGAGAUCUGCCUUUACCCAUAUUGAAUUCAUUGUCGGUCGAAGAUAGCACCGUUACAAAGAAUGCAAGCUGGACCCAGCCUACAGGAAAUGGAACUGUGUCGUGCCAUCGCUGUACAUUUGUCAACCACCCCUCUCUCAUUGAAUGCGAGAUGUGCGGGUCACCGCUGGUAUCGGCCCCGACGUCAAAUAGUGGAGUCGAUGCGAGUCGCUCGGACUCUCCGGCUCCGUUUUUCGAUCAAACACGCAUCACCAAUACGGAAGUGACAGAAAGCAUAAAGCUUUCAUUUCGAGCGGGCGGGGAGAAGACUUUCCACGAGAGACUGAAGGGAGCCCUCAUUCAGCGGAAAUGGCUCCUACAAAAUGCACCUCCGGUACCUCCGCCGUCGCAAACAUCAUCAAGUACGCCGGCUACUACGGCCGUGGAAGGUCCCCAGCCGGCCGCGCGCGCGGCUGUAGGUAUUGCAGGUUUAGAGCAACGGAGACUGGAAGCCCGCAUGAACAAUCAGCUGGUGAUAGGCAAUGCUUUUGAGGAUCUCGAGGCGCUCAUGGCAUCUGCGAAACAGAUCGUGGCACUUGCAGAGACUCUUGCCAGGGAGUCUGGAAUGGCCAGCAACGAAGGUUCAGCAGAGACCAACGCGGUGCUGUCGGAAUCCGCAGCUGCCUUGGGAAUGGUGACUACAAAGGACAUGCUCAGUUCAGGAUCAGAGAACCUCUAUCUAUCAGAGCUGUCACGCAACCUAGCCGAAUACCUGACAGACGAUCGCAAGGGAAUUUUGCAACGGGAGGGCGGCAUCAUGAGUCUGAUUGAUUUGUGGGCGGUGUUCAACCGAUCCCGCAAUGGCGUAGAACUGGUCAGUCCUUCUGACUUUGAAAGGGCCGCUGAAUUAUGGGAAAAGCUCAAAUUGCCGGUUCGACUCCGCCGAUUCAAGAGUGGUCUACUUGUGGUUCAGCGGUUUGACUGGAGCGACGAUAAGACAGUACGUCAGCUACUAGAAUGGAUGGAUGAAUUACGAGCCGCACCACCGGAGGAGCCAGUUCCAUGGGACUGGAGUGAGUUCGGUCGGGCCGUGACAGCACAGGAGGCGGCACAACGUUUCAAAUGGAGUGUCGGUGUGGCUGCUGAGGAGCUCGAGAUGGCUGAAGACCGGGGGGCCCUAUGUCGAGAAGCAGGGAUCGAAGGUCUACGGUUCUGGAGCAAUCGAUUAUAA